AUGAUUGAAAAUAUUAUUUUCAAUGUAGCAUUCUGGCUCCGCAAAAAGUUCCAAAAGGCCACUCAACGCCGUUACGAAACCCAAGGAAUCCUGAGGAACCUCCUGGGCAAGCCAAAUCCUCAUCAACCAGGUGGGCAAAAUUUUACAGUUGUGUUCUUCAAGAGGCAGUGGAGGGCGCAACGAGAAUUUCACGUUAGUCAUAGUGAAACCGAGACAGAUCGCCGAAAAAAGCUAGUUGCACUUUACAAACGCAAGGCAACAGUCGAGCACAUGAGGCAAGGUUUACAGAGCCCUGAGAUCUUCUUAGUCACUGUUGCCGAGGUUCGGGCCCUUAUGGACUCAAUUGUUACCGAAUCAGAUUCUUUGAGUAUCCAGAUUGCGCAACUUACCGGCCGGAGUGGGGCAGCCGCAGACCGAGAUUACGAAGAGGAGAAACUACGACUCCUUCUCUGGGAUGCGAAAUCAGAUCUCUUUGCUCAAGUGGUCCAAAUACAUGCCGAGCGUCGACCACUACUAGAUUCACACAUCAUGGGAUCUCAUCUUGGAACACAUGGAAAAGAAACUAUAGUCAAAGCGCUUCAGAACCGACGCCCAGCUGUCAAAAAAAUCAUUGAUUCAUUCAACGAGCUUUAUCAAGAAUUCCGCGAGAAAUACCCCAAUCACCAACAACCAGAUGUACACAAUCAUCCUCUGACGUACAAGGUCUUCAUCCAAUGGGAAAUGGACCACGCUUUCUGGAAUGAUGUUCUGAGUAUGGACUUGUUUGAAAAUCAACGUGUUGGCCCUCGAGACAAUCCCAACCCAGGAGCACCUCCGAAUUAUUCUACACCUGGCUCUGGUUCUGAAUUUUUGGCUUGCCGGAGUGCCCCUCCCUCGUCCCUCUCCACUGAGAUAUUGCCUCAGGGCCCCAACUUCACUCCCACCCUAUCCGGCCAAAGCGGUGGCGGAUUCUUUCGCCGAGUCUUAGAUCGAUCCCCCUCCAACAGUUUGGCCAACAACAAUGAUUUGUCACCUCCUGCUCUUCCACCCCCACUCCAACUAGACGUUAAUCCCCCUAAUACCCCCGCUCCAAAUACUAAGCCGGCCCGCAAAAAACGUGCCCCUCGAGCCAGAAACACUACAAUUCCUGUGUCUCCAUCGACGUCACAGGUGUCCCACCCCCCUCCGCGCGACCCUACCCCCAAGCCUGACCUUAGUCAGUUUCAAGGUCGCAACAAGAGAUCCAAGCUAUCAGCCGAAACGAUGGAGAAGAUCCGGCAUCAGCCACUUGAUACACUCCGCUGUAUCGUUGUUAAAGACCCGGAGUAUAAGCGCCUCACCAUCGCCGAUAAGCUAGAACUGGAUCAGGCAUACCUUGAUUACCAGUCCGCUGUCCAUCUCAUUGCUAUUAAGAAUAAGCUUGAAAUCAAACCGGUGUUGCACUAUCUCGGAAACAAAGUGCGCAUCCGCGGUGGAAAUUGCUACAAUGACUUUUGCAAAUAUGAUCCGGAGGCUGUUGCCAUUAAACACAAUGAAACCAUCACCUCCAACGAGCGGGCUAUCAAAUGUGGGGCCCUUUGGCGUGGGCUUACCCAGGAAGCUCGGGAGCAGUGGAAGGAUCAAGACUACAUUGAUUCACUUGCUCGUGUAAAUUCUGUGACCAGCAUCCCCGCCAAAACGGACCAUCUCCCCGAAGAUGAGACAUCUCUCCAAAACCUCAGCACUGCUCACCAGGUGGAGGGAUAUGUUGUGCUUGCCUUGCGCGACCCCGUUCGACCAGUUCUUCUCACCAGCGGAAGUCAUAUGGCAGAAGAGUUCCUCGACAUCUUGGAGCCCGAAAAAAAUCAAUGCAAUUCCUUCUUCAAGUUUGUUAGUGGAAAACAGGCAAUUAAAGAUGUCUCCGGCCGCUUACCUCCUCCGAUUAAUCCAAGGAAGAGAAGACGUGCUAUUGAAAGCGAUGAUCCGGACUGUCCAUACGAUUUAGGAAGCAAGGUUGCUAACUCUGAUGAGGUUCAAAGGUUGCUCCAAGAGGCUUUGACCAAGGCCACUCAUGGUGUUUGCGUGACAGGUUGGCCGGGUGAGAAUACUGCCGCAACUUUGCAAGAAUUGGGUGUCACAUUAUUUGUGCAACCAAACAAUCUGCUUAUUGCACCAGCUGAAUUUUGCAAGGCACCAACAAAGAUGCGCAUCGGCACAACACGGCGAAUUCUCACGGUGUUUGCAAAGGGUUGGGUUAAGAUCACCGGUCCACCUGCUCCCAAUCCAGGUCCAAUUGGCCUUUGUCCGAACGCAGAGAACAGUGAUGAUAACCUUGCCCCUCCGCCCAAGAAGGCCAUUUACCCAAAGGAGGCGUGUCACCAUAGAGCACUCGUCCUCAGACUCUGA
Molecule: messenger RNA, 2364 nt
Organism: Puccinia triticina
Lineage: Eukaryota; Fungi; Basidiomycota; Pucciniomycetes; Pucciniales; Pucciniaceae
Exons: 9
Coding region: 1-2364 (787 amino acids)
Source: RefSeq, a predicted model, not a curated record